AUGAUAAUUUUGUUCCUAUUCUGUUUAAGUGUAUUUAUUAAUAUAAUAGCUAGCUGGUCAGAUGAACCACACAUGCUCAUAAGUUAUAUAGCAUAUAUAAAUUUGAACGAUGCUGAAAAAGAGAUACUGAAUAGAAUAUUUCAGAAUGGAAAUGACGCUAAUUUUGAUAAUCCAAUAACAGCUUCUAUAUGGGCUGAUAAAAUAAAACCUAAUAACCAUAAAAGAACGUUUUAUUCCUCUAAUUUUAGACGUAAUGAAUUGUUAGAUAUAUUUAAUGAAUGGCAUUAUGUACAUUUAAAUUAUAACCCUAUGAAAAUACAUAUAGCACCUUAUCAUUUACGAGCACAUAAAGGAAAGCAUAAUGCAAUGGGCAUAUUGAAACAUAUAUACAGAAUAUUAAUUGAUGUUCGUCAAAAAAUUGGUCAUGGAACAUAUUAUUCUUAUAAUUUUUAUUUAAGAUUUUUUAUUCAUAUAUUUUCUGAUUUACAUCAACCUUUACACGUUAUCAAUUUUUUUAAUUCUAAUUAUCCAAAUGGAGAUAGAGGUGGUACAGAUAUUUCUGUUAAUUAUAAGGGAUCAAUAAAUAAAUUGCAUUAUUUAUGUGAUAAUAUAUUUAAAACGAGAAAUAAGCAAUGGCCUAAUAUUAAUAUGACAAAUAUAGAAAGAAAUGCUAGAUAUCUUAUGAGCACCUAUCCACCAGAAUCUUUCGGUAACAAACUAUUUUUACCUCAUGAUAAAAUAAAAUAUAUUGAUGAUAUAGCACAUGAAUCUCAUGAUAUCGCAGUACAAAAUAUUUAUUCCUUUUUUCCUUUGACUGAUUUAAAAAGAAGUGAACAAUAUUCAAUUAAUCAACAUUUUGUUAUAAACACAAAAAAAUUAUUAAACAGUCAAAUGGUUUUAGCUGGAUAUAGAUUAUCUGCAUAUUUGAAGGACAUUAUAGCUAACAUACCUCCAGAUCUUUAA
Plasmodium reichenowi is the source of this 963-nucleotide messenger RNA. RefSeq names its product p1/s1 nuclease, putative. The record is from RefSeq and is a predicted model, not a curated record. Gene Ontology annotation, biological process: DNA catabolic process. The coding region runs from base 1 to 963 and encodes 320 amino acids. NCBI's taxonomy places the organism in Eukaryota, Apicomplexa, Aconoidasida, Haemosporida, Plasmodiidae. Gene Ontology annotation, molecular function: endonuclease activity; nucleic acid binding. The transcript has a single exon.